AUGCCAAUUCUCGUCUUUCAGUUAGCUUCGUCUGGACCAAUUGCGAUCCGUCUUCUCAUGCUUGAGAUAUUACCUGCGUUGCCGGAAUUUUCCUACUACCCUGUCCUGAAAGACGCGGCUUAUCUAUCCGGGGCCAGUGUGGUGCUUGAGUAUUACCGGGUAUAUCAGCAGGUCUGCUCUUCGAGACCUGAUGCAAACUUGCCCUUGUUUCAAUUUGGCCGAAUCGGAUUAUCGAGAAGACAGUACUCCCUGUUGCCGUUUCAGGUGUCCCUGGGUGACCUCCCAGGACAUAACGUUUUGUCUGUUGGGGAAAAUACUGAAAACGCUUAA
Messenger RNA from Histoplasma capsulatum G186AR, 330 nucleotides. RefSeq lists its product as uncharacterized. Bases 1 to 330 code for a protein of 109 amino acids. NCBI's taxonomy places the organism in Eukaryota, Fungi, Ascomycota, Eurotiomycetes, Onygenales, Ajellomycetaceae. The record is from RefSeq and is a predicted model, not a curated record. The transcript is spliced from 2 exons.